Sesamum indicum (sesame) is the source of this 1030-nucleotide messenger RNA. RefSeq names its product putative glycosyltransferase At5g20260. Gene Ontology annotation, molecular function: glycosyltransferase activity. The record is from RefSeq and is a predicted model, not a curated record. Lineage: Eukaryota; Viridiplantae; Streptophyta; Magnoliopsida; Lamiales; Pedaliaceae.
GAGCUACAUAGAAAUGGAGAAGAGGUUGAAGGUGUGGGUGUACAAAGAAGGCGAGCCCCCAUUAUUCCACAGGGCUCCACUCAAAGACAUUUACUCUAUUGAAGGCCACAUGAUGGACGAACUUAGCAACCAUCUUAACCCUUUCGUCGCUUCCAACCCUGAUGAGGCCAACGCCUUCUUCCUCCCCCUUUCCGUCACCAACAUCAUCCGCUAUCUAUACACACCACGCCUCACCUACGACCGCAAUCCCCUGCAGACCGUCGUCACCGAUUAUGUCCGCCUUCUCUCUACUAAGUACCCUUAUUGGAACCGCAGCGCCGGAGCUGAUCACUUUUUUGUUGGAUGCCAUGAUUGGGCACCAGACGUUUCCACCGCCGACCCUCAUCUUUUCAAAAACCUCAUCAGAGUGCUGUGCAAUGCCAACUCUUCCGAAGGUUUUCGACCCAUAAGAGACGUCUCAUUGCCGGAAAUCAACGUCCCUCCUCAAGCCCUCGGUCCACCCGACCUCAAUCAAUCACUACUCCACAAUAUCAAUAAAUAUCGCACAAUUCUUGCCUUCUUCGCCGGCGGACCUCACGGCCACGUGAGAAGAAGACUUUUCAAGUACUGGAAAGACAAAGACAAGGACGUUCAAGUCCACGAAUACCUUCCCAAAAACCUAAAUUAUUUUGAACUGAUGUCGCGUUCCAAGUUCUGUCUGUGCCCCAGCGGGUACGAGGUAGCAAGUCCGAGAUUGAUCGAGUCGAUGCAUGCGGGAUGCGUGCCGGUGAUCAUAUCGGAAGGGUACGUGCUGCCAUUCAGUGAGGUUCUUGAUUGGAGGAGGUUUUCGGUGCAUAUUCCGGUGAGGAGAAUAGCGGAAAUGAAGAAGAUACUGGAGGGAGUAGGGAGGGAAGAGUAUAUGGAAAAGCAGAAAGAGGUGAUGGAAGUGAAGAAGCAUUUUGUGAUGCAUCGACCGCCUCAACCUUUUGAUUUGUUGAAUAUGGUGCUUCAUUCCGUCUGGCUUAGAAGACUCAAUGUUAGGCUAAUCUAA